Daphnia pulicaria is the source of this 606-nucleotide messenger RNA. RefSeq names its product heterogeneous nuclear ribonucleoprotein Q-like. The coding region runs from base 1 to 606 and encodes 201 amino acids. Gene Ontology annotation, molecular function: RNA binding. NCBI's taxonomy places the organism in Eukaryota, Metazoa, Arthropoda, Branchiopoda, Diplostraca, Daphniidae. The record is from RefSeq and is a predicted model, not a curated record. The transcript has 5 exons. Gene Ontology annotation, cellular component: ribonucleoprotein complex.
AUGGAUCCAUUGUCGACCCUCAGCCGUGGUUUUGGCUACGUGAAUUUCACCACGAUGGAAGCCGUAGCCGUAUCAAUCGAUUUGCUAAACGGAUUGAUUAUUAAAGGAACUGGAGCUAUGCAGGCCAAUGCAAACGUCCCGAAUUGCCUCUAUAUCGGUAAUAUUCCGAAAAGCAAGGAUAAAGACGACAUUAAGACGGAAUUCAGCAUAGUAUCAGGAGGCAUAUCCGCUGCUUUUGCAAAACAACAGCUAAAUAAUGGCACAAUCAAAGUUUUUGGUUCCGACAUAAUCUUCGAUUGGGCCGAUUCCAAUGAAGCCAAAAUGCACAAGAUCGUUGACGGCGUGGGUUCGCAAGCAGAGCGAAAAACAAAAAUCUAUUCAUCAUCAAAGAUAAAAGUACUCCAUGUCGGAAAUAUUUCGAAAAAGCAAAGCAGCAUGGAACGUAUAAAAGAAUUGUUCGGAGAGCACGGCCCCAUUCAGCUGGUCGAAAAGUUUGAAGACUACGCUUUCGUUCAUUACGAGAACAGGGACGAUGCCGCGAAGGCAGUAGAAGCUCUACAUGGUCACACAGUCGACGGGGCGAGUUUGGCCGUGUCCUUUAAGUAA